Molecule: messenger RNA, 2610 nt
Organism: Ciona intestinalis (vase tunicate)
Lineage: Eukaryota; Metazoa; Chordata; Ascidiacea; Phlebobranchia; Cionidae
Source: RefSeq, a predicted model, not a curated record
UUUAAUCAAGAGGCAGGACGAGACAAUCCACAGUUUUGUUUCACGCUUUCUCAUGAACAGGUGUUUAAAGUAAUGCAUUUUGUGAGGAAAUAGUUUAAUAGGAAACUACGUUAACGCUGAUAAACGAUCUCGGAUAUAAAUCUGCAUGAACGAACUAAGUCAAGCGACGUAUUCUCAUCCAAAAGGGAUGCGGUCUCUCCACUCAGCUACCGAGCUAACCUACGAAAGUUUCAUUGAAACAUAUGGAUCGGUCGAUUCGCCAAUUGAACGCCGGCGAACAUUCGGUAAUAUGGAAUCGUCCGUCUCCUCCCCUGCUUUGAACAACAACAUCCAACGAGUUCGGAAACCAGGAAUUACAGGAGUCGAUUCUUUUGACGAAUCAAGUGAAACGAAUGGUUCACACAACACCCUCUCUGAUGAUGUUCAAGACAAAAUGAAAAAUGAUUCCAUGGGAAGGCGGCGUCGACUUCGAAAAGUUUCAAUGGAAAAACUGAGUGCACUUGGCGGAGCUGUACAAGCUGCUGUGACGUCACGGAGGACCAAAAGCGUAGCUCUAGAUGAUAACGGAGGUUCGCUGACUCCGCAGAGCGAGAGGAGAAUGUCCGGGUGGUUGCUCGGUAUUCCGCCUUUAAUAGCGAGGAAACUAUCCUCCGAUAACAUAUCAAGCUCCACGGAGGACUCAUCGGACACAAAAAGCAAUUUAUCAGCUCGGUCGUCGGCACCAAAACCAGCUGUGUUACAGAUCCCGGCCACCCGACUCCGAUCCGCCGACCAUAAGGGGUUUCUUGACCGCAGGAAUAAGAAAAAGCAGUGGGAAAGAUUCUGGUGUGUGUUGCAAGACACAUGUCUAUAUUGUUACAAUGCCCCGCAGUCUGACGUGACGAGAGACGCCGUAUUAUUGCGUGGUUAUGACGUUGUAGCUGACGUCACAAACCUGAACAGGACUCGUUUCGUGUUUCGCCUCCAGCAGAAGGGCGUACCCACCUUACACUUCAGCAGUGAUAACCACAGAGACUUUCUCCUUUGGGUUGGAACAAUGGAGAAGGAGACUCGUUAUGUUACAGGCCACACAAAAAGAAAGUCGUUGAAUGAUCCGUCUGAUUCCACCAGCGAAUCAUCCAACCAAGAUACAACAAGCGGUUUACCCACCGAAGCUACAAGACCAACAACACACAAACCACUGACGAGAACCGUUUCGCAAGACCGUCUCGACAAUGAAUUAAUGGCGAUGCAAAAACACCGAAUCCUGAAGGAUAUUGCUGUUGAGCAGCAGCGAAUUUUGGAAGAACAGAAACUUCUGGAAGGUUCUACAACCCAGCAAGCAAAGACGGCUAGAAGAAUGUCUCGUGUCGAAGUUUUUGAAAAUUACGAGAGUGCUAAGUCAGAAGAAGAAGUAAAAGUCACGAAGUUUUUGACCCACCUAAACAGACGGCGAAAUUCAGCUCAGUUAAAAAUGGACCAGUUCACGAAAGAGUUAGCGCCAAAGAACGGUCGUCGUCGUCGAGACAACCACGCCCAGUUUUCUGCGAUGGAAGGAAGACUGAAAGAAAUGCAGGAUGCUCUUGCACAAGUUGAUCGGGAGAUCGAGGAGGAAGAAGCUGCAAAACAGCACAACCUUGAAAAGCUCCAACACAAGCGGGACCUUGAACUAAUAAUCCUGGAGCAACGUGAAACCUUGGAUAUCCUACGUCGUCAUCGGAAAACGGGGUUUUCCCACGUGCGACGACGUCAUAGCAUCCAGGAGGUUGGUUCUCAAUCUGCCAUGUCAUGUGACACGUUGGCAUCGAUAGAUGAGAUGUCUAGUAUCUCUGACGACCACUGUGCGUCCGAUGCCACAUCUGGAAGUUCUUGUUCGGAAACACCGGGUCCCAGAUCGAACGGCAACCCUCAGCUCCAUAGAGCUAUGUCCACACCUCGUUCCAACCGACAUUCGACAGACAUUUUAAAAUUACCAAGCUUAUGUACAAGGUCAAACUCUGCGCCUGUUAACCGUCGUCCUUCCAAUGACGGUGCAACGAGCUCAGACGCUGAUAGUGGUUUUCAAGCAUCUCGCGCCACUGAAGACAUGGACGAAUCCUCGAACUUUAAACCACGAGACGGCGCCGUGGAGCAGGUCAAUUCUACUCGCGUUGAUCCAUGUUGUAAAAUUUCACUCGACAGCGCUACUAGCGGUGAGAAAAUAGCGAAGUCGCGAAAAGAGAGAAAGGACGAAAUUGACAUAACCACACUUGCAAAGAUAGAGGAAUUCGAAAAUUUCGCGAGAGAAAAACUUAGUCGCCAACAUUCCAAGACGUGAAGUUUGUACCAAUACAAACAAACCGAUAUCUUCAAGUUGGAUGAUGACACUUCGUCGCGUCGAUCACCAAAGAGUUCCAUUCUGUAUGAAAAGAUUUUAAUAACUUCUUGAAACACAAUUUGUUUUCAAAAAUCUGUUCAGGAAAACAGUAUGUUGUUAUUCGGUCUUGUCAUUUUUUGCAGCAAACAAAAUUAUUGCUGCUGUACCACAAUGUGUUGAUUUCGCUAUACGUUGAUUUAGCUCACCUAUUAUUAAUGCACUCACAAGUUUCGUAAUAAAGUGGUUGGACUUAAUGUUCAUUAAAACAAGAGUUU